This is a messenger RNA of Zea mays, 1206 nucleotides long. RefSeq lists its product as uncharacterized. Lineage: Eukaryota; Viridiplantae; Streptophyta; Magnoliopsida; Poales; Poaceae. The record is from RefSeq and is marked validated. The transcript is spliced from 2 exons. The coding region runs from base 213 to 917 and encodes 234 amino acids. Gene Ontology annotation, molecular function: GTP binding; GTPase activity.
CAGGCGGGAUCGGAUCGGAGGCGCCAGCAGAGCAGAGACAACAACGCCGCGUGCGGCGAAGUCUACGAGGAAACUGAGGAAGAGAAGCUAGGGAGCGAGGCGCGCAGCAGCCAGCAGUAGGCGACGAGACUGCAGCCAGUAGCAGAGAAUCACACUAGCCGAUCGAUUCGAGUGCACCCACGUCGGAAGGAACAAGUGGGGGCGGAGCCGCGAUGUCGGGGCGGCGGCCGGCGACGUGGGACCAGGCAGCGGACGACUACGACUACCUGUUCAAGGUGGUGCUGGUGGGCGACUCCGGCGUGGGCAAGUCCAACCUGCUAUCCCGCUUCACCCGCAACGCCUUCUCCCUCGACUCCAAGUCCACCAUCGGCGUCGAGUUCGCCACCCGCACCAUCCAGGUGGACGGCAAGACGAUCAAGGCGCAGAUCUGGGACACGGCGGGGCAGGAGCGGUACCGCGCAAUCACCAGCGCCUACUACCGCGGCGCGGCGGGCGCGCUGCUGGUGUACGACGUGACCAGGGCGGACACGUUCGAGAGCGCGGCGCGCUGGCUCCGCGAGCUCCGGGACCACGCGGACGGCCGCGGCGCCGCCGUCAUGCUCGUCGGCAACAAGACCGACCUGGCGCGCUCCGGCUCGCGCUCGCGCCACCACCAUCCCCGCGCCGUGCCGCGCGGGGACGCCGCCGCGCUCGCGGAGCGGGAGGGCCUCUCGUUCGUCGAGACCUCCGCGCUCGACGCCACCAACGUCGACGCCGCGUUCGAGACGCUGCUCACGGAGAUCUACCGCGCCGUCAGCAGGAAGGCGCUGGCCGCCUCCUCCGCGGGUGACGAUGCGGGCGCCGUCGGGGAGGGGCAGGCGAUUCAGGUGUCCGCCAGCGACUCCGCCGGCCUCACGACGCGGUGCUGCGCGUUCUAGCCAUGCCGGCUUGUGUAGAUUGGCAGUGAUCGUCAGCAACAUCGGCUAUUCUUCGUACGUAUAGAUGGAAAAGGGGGGAAAAUCAAAAUGUGAUGUUCAAGGGAAAGAGCAAAAGGAUUGGGCUGCUUCUUCUUCAUUGUCGUUACUUGUCUGAACCACUGUCAACGGCUGGAUUAUUCAUUGUUCAACUGUCCUAAUUCCAACAGCGAGUACAUUUCAUAAGAGGUUCCUAAAUUUACAAAUUUAAAUAAUAGUAGGAUUAUAUAUAGGAAAUUGUAACUAGACUAAG